AUGGAUGUUCUUAAUGAUAUAGCACAACCUAACAAUUGUGAAGAUGAUGAGAAUGAGGUUGAUGAUGAGAUACCACCAGCAUCAGAAUGCAGAGGUACUAGCCAAUACUAUAAUGACUUAUUUGCCGAGAUGGAGUCUCCGUUAUUCCCAGGGUGUGAAAAAUACACAUCAUUGAAUUUCGUAGCUAAGUUGAUGCAUUUCAAAGUGUUGGGGAAAAUUCCUAACAAAUUUUUUGAUGGAAUCUUGGAGUUGUUAGAAGAUGCAUUCCCAUCUCCAAAUAAGAUACCAAAGUCACAUUAUGCGGCGAAGAGGUUGAUGAGGAAAUUGGGUUUGGGCUACGAGUCAAUCCAUGUUUGUAAGCAUGAUUGUGCAUUGUUUUGGAAGGAAAAUGUAGGAAAACACAAGUGUCCAAUUUGUGGGGAGGAUCGUUGGGUGGAUAAAAAUACCAAGGGGAAGAAAGUGGCCCAAAAAGUUAUGCGUUAUUUUCCAUUGACCCCUCGGUUGAUGCGAAAAUACGCGUCAAGGCACAUUUCUCAACAUAUGAGAUGGCAUCAUGAAGGGCGUGUUAAAGAAGAUGGUAUCAUGCGUCAUCCUGCAGAUGGGAAAGCAUGGAAGGAUUUUGACUGUAGCAAUCCAGCGUUUGCAAUGGAACCUAGGAAUGUGCGUCUUGGAUUGGCUGCUGAUGGAUUCAAUCCUUUUGGAAAUAUGAGUUUGUCUUAUAGCAUGUGGUCGGUUGUGUUAACAACUUACAACUUGCCACCGUGGUUAUGCAUGAAAGAGACUAACUUUAUGUUGACUUUAUUAAUUCCUGGUCCACAUUCACCUGGAAAAGAUUUUGAUGUUUUCUUAAGGCCAUUGGUUGAUGAGUUGAAGGAAUUAUGGGGGAACGGUGUUCAGACUCGAGAUGUUGUUGAUGGUAGUUUUUUUAAGCUUCGAGCAGCUUUAUUGUGGACUAUAAAUGAUUUUCCAACGAGGAGUAGUCUUUCUGGAUGGAGUGGUCAAGGUUACACUGCUUGUCCUACUUGCAAUGUAUCAACACCAUCAAUUCGUUUGCAAAAUAAGGUUGCAUUUUACGGUCACAGAUAUUUUUUACCAAUGGGACACCAAAUUAGAAAAAAGAAGAAGUUAUAUGGUUCAGUUGAGAAAAGACCACCUCCAGAGGAAUUUAGCACUGAAGCUAUUUUCACACAAAUGAAUUUUAUGCCUGAAUCUCUUCCUGGUAAGCAUGUUAGCUACGGUGGACAAAAAAGGAAACGCACAAAAAAGCAAGUUGGUUGGCGUAAAAAAAGCAUUUUCUUUGAGCUCCCAUAUUGGGCCAAUAUGAAGUUGCGACACAACCUAGACGUCAUGCAUGUUGAGAAAAAUGUAUGCGACAGCUUAGUUGGCACAAUAGUCGGGUUGGAAAAUAAGACCAAAGAUACAAUUAGCGCUAGAGUAGAUUUGGAGAAGAUGAAGAUAAGGCCAGAAUUGCAUCUGAGAAUGGUAAAUGGUCGAAUGGAAAAGCCGGCAGCGAAAUACACAUUUAUUCCUGAAAAUCGGCAUAAGUUUUGUCGAUUUUUGAAAUCAGUCAAAUUUCCAGAUGGGUUUGCAUCUAAUCUAAGGAAGAAUGUGAUUGAAAAUGACAAUAAGAUUACUGGGUUGAAAUCCCACGAUUGUCAUGUUAUAUUGCAACGUCUUUUGCCAAUUGGUGUUCAUUCAUUCCUAGAAAAACCUAUUGCCAAGACCAUUAUUGACUUGUGCACUUUCUUCAAGAUUAUUUGUGCUAGAACUCUGAUUGUUUCUGAUUUGGAGAAAGUGAAAACAUGA
Messenger RNA from Humulus lupulus (European hop), 1806 nucleotides. RefSeq lists its product as uncharacterized. Bases 1 to 1806 code for a protein of 601 amino acids. Lineage: Eukaryota; Viridiplantae; Streptophyta; Magnoliopsida; Rosales; Cannabaceae. The record is from RefSeq and is a predicted model, not a curated record. The transcript has a single exon.